Molecule: messenger RNA, 4809 nt
Organism: Pygocentrus nattereri (red-bellied piranha)
Lineage: Eukaryota; Metazoa; Chordata; Actinopteri; Characiformes; Serrasalmidae
Product: adenylate cyclase 10
Exons: 31
Coding region: 1-4764 (1587 amino acids)
Biological process (GO): cyclic nucleotide biosynthetic process; intracellular signal transduction
Cellular component (GO): cytoplasm
Molecular function (GO): adenylate cyclase activity
Source: RefSeq, a predicted model, not a curated record
AUGCUAAAAGUAAUAGAAAGGGUACAACGUUCGCAUAAAAUAGGCAGGAUAGCCGCACACGUCCCCGAUAUGGUCGUGUACAGCUCUCUGGACAGGGAGACCCCCUAUGCUGAACGGUUCAAUGGCGUUCUGCUAUUUGCAGAUAUAUCUGGAUUCACGGCCUUAACUGAAAAGUUCAGUCUCAGCAGUAAGAAAGAUUACGGGGCAGAUGAAUUGACUCAUACACUCAACAGCUACAUUGGAGACAUUGUUAGCCAGAUCCUUGAGGACGGGGGUGACAUUCUAAAUUAUGCAGGUGAUGCUAUUUUGGCUCUGUGGGCAGUUGAGAGGUCACAGCUGAGUGAGGUCAUAACUUUGGUCAUCAGAUGUGGUCUCAACAUACAGGACAAGUGUGGGAUCCGGGAGACAGAAGUUGGCUGCCAGCUACGUGUCAAGAUAGGCAUUUCAGCAGGGAAACUUUCCAAAGUCAUUGUAGGAGACAAGACCAGUCAGUACUACAUCGUCAUUGGCCGAGCUGUGGAUGAGGUUCGAUUGGCUGAGAGUUUGGCAGUGGCUGGUACAAUUAUUCUCUCUCCGAAUGCAUGGGAGCUCUGUGCCCGACAAAACCUUGCAAUUGACCACAUUGAGAAUGAAGGAGCUGUCAAGGUGCGAUACAUCAAGCAAGAACCUCAGUUCUCAGUGGAAAAUUAUCUUCAAGAACUGGGCAAAAAUGUGGAACAUGAAAACCUUCAAAGGCGUUGUUUAAGAAAAGCAUCCACAUUAAAACCUCAUGAUGAGAGGGAGAAUUUCAUGCGAAAAUAUGUAAUAAAAACUGUCUUACAAAAGAUAGAUGACAACCACCCACUGGAAUACCUGUCAGAGAUGCGGCCUGCCACUAUUGUAUUUGUGAAUCUGCAGUUUGAAGAUGCUAUAUGUGACAUGAAGCUCAUAUCGCAGUGUGUCGCCAUUCACAAAGCAGCCAUCAGCAUCGACCAACAGAUGCAAUUCCACCACGGAAGAAUCAACAAGGUCUUCAUGUUUGAUAAGGGCUGUACAUUCCUGUGUCUGUUUGGCCUGCCUGGAGAUAAGAGAGUAGAUGAGUGUGCUCAUGCACUGCAGGCUGCCUAUAGUAUACACCAGGCCUGCCUCCAAGAAAUCAAGAGCCUCAAGACCAUCUCAGUAGGUGUGACUGCAGGACCUGUCUUCUGUGGUGUGAUGGGCCAUCCAUUGAGGCAUGAAUACACAGUAAUUGGACGGAAAGUAAAUCUGGCAGCCCGUUUGAUGAUGUAUUACCCAGGGUUGGUGUCAUGUGACCAUGAGACACACGUCUUCUCCAGCCUGCCUUCGUUUUACUUCACUGAGUUGCCCAGGAAAGUGCUGAAGGGUGUAUGCCACCCAGGGCCCAUAUAUCAGUUCAUGGGCAACAGACAGCAGAUGCUUGUUGGUAAAGCACCCAUGUCAUUCCAGAGAAGAGAGGACUGUCCACUCCUGGGACGUCAAAAGGAGUUGGAAGUUUAUUUCCAAGGUUUGAAGGAUUUCCUGGAAGCAAGGAGCUCUGUUGCUAAGACAUACAAUAAGGUAAUAAUUUUUGAAGGAGCUACUGGCUAUGGAAAGAGCCACCUGCUGGCAGAAAUAGUUCACAGAGCCUCCAAGGAGAAAGUUAGGGUAAUGUCCCUUGAACUGACAAAGCCAGACAUCAAGCAAUCAAACUACACUCUUCAGACAGUACUGGCUCUGCUGCUUGCUAUUCAGACCUGCCAGGGCUAUGCAGAGCGAGAAAGGGUCAUCCUUUCAAAGAUCCAUGAUCCAGAACUCAGAGAAAAUGUCUGCUUUCUCAACGACAUCCUUAAAGUCAAGUUUCCACUCUCACUCACAGUGUCAACCAUGGAUAGUCAAACUAAGAGCAAGGAGAUGAGGAAGUACUUUCUGCAGCUUUUUUGCAAGCUGGCAGAGAAGGAGCCGUGUGUGUAUGUGAUAGACCAGGCUCACUUUGUGGACCAGGCAUCAUGGAGCUUUCUGCUUGAAGUGUGUCAGCAGGCCUCUCUGCUAAUGUUUAUGGCUCUGCUGCCUCAAGCCAGCCCCGACGGUCUUUUCCCUGACAUGGAGCGUAUCAUUCGCUUGCCUCACACCAUCUACCUUAAACUGCCAGUCUUGGAGCCGCCUGUCAUCGCCCAGCUCGCCUGUCAGAUGCUCUGUGUGGUCCACAUCCCAGACGAAGUAAAACUGUUCCUAGUGGAGAGGAGUCAUGGAGUACCAUACUACUGUGAGGAGUUACUCAAGAGCUUAUACCUGCGCAGGAUGAUAGUGAUUGAGGCCAUUGAGGAGAAGGAGGAGUGUGAAGAUAUGAAGAUCCUGUUCCCAGAGGAUCACUCCAGAUCCAGCCAAGUGUGGCAGGACAAGGAGUUCCAGGAGGAUGACAUUCUCUUAGGGUCAAGUCAGCCAAGAUGUUCUGUUGUGAAAGCGAGGAAAAUCCUGGCACUGGACAGAUCACCCUCUAAAAAGUUGUUUGUGUGCUUAGUGAGAAAGUCUGCAAAACUUGCGGAGGUUCCAAUCCCUCUCCCUUUGAAAGGUAUGGCCCUAGCCCACCUGGACCAAUUACAGCCACCUGAGCAGUUGUUGGUUAAGUGUGCUGCAAUCAUUGGCCACACCUUCACCACCCAGAUGCUGCUGGACAUUGUGCCUGAAAUGACUCAGCAGAAGCUCAACCUGUCCCUGGUAUCACUGUUCAAAUCUGGCACGUUUGAGUGCGCCUCCAGGCACAAGAAUCUCUCACUGCCCAUGAGCAAAGGGGCAGAGUGCUGCAGCAUUCUCAGCUGCUACUGUGCAGGCAACGAGCACACCAGCAGCACAGAUGUAGUCAAACCGGCCUCAGUUGCAGGUGUGUGGAAGUGUCAAGUGGUGUGUUUCUGCACAUCAUUAGUGAAGGAAACAGCAUAUGAACUAUGGCUGAAGGAACAGAAGAAAGAGAUCCACUCAAAGUGUGCCAAAUACCUGCAGCAACAGGCCUACCGCUGCCAUCAGUGCGCCAGAGACGAGUUCAUAUGUGGACAUAAGGCAGCCGUAGGAGGCAUCAUCACUGACAGCAACAAUGAUCUUACUCAAGAAUCCUACAAUGUCCAUUCAAACCAGAUGUGCCCAAUGGAAGAAAAUGGGAAUGAUGAGCAAGACUUUCUGGCCAGGAUAGACUUGAUGGUAGCGGAGUGGUAUGCCAGCAUAGACUGCAGGGGCAGUUGCAGAUGCGCUGAGCUGGUGGAGUGUGUGCUCAUCCCCUUAAUCAGACAGUGGAUGGGUGUAGGAGAUGUGUCCAAGGCAUUCUACUGCCUGCUGGAGGCUGCAGUUGCCUGUGUAUACCUUUCUAACUACCUGAGGAUACAGUUUAACACCGGACAGAUUCUGGAGGCAGAGAAGAAUUUUGUAAAAGCUCUGAGACUCCUCAAAAAAAGAUUCCCAAGGAACCUUGCUGCCUUAACUAUGAAGUACAUUUAUGAGAAAAUGAAGACUCUGCACUACAGACAUCGAGACACUACAGACAUCAAGAUCCUGCAAAAGAGAGAGCAAGCCUUUCUGCAGGAGCAUGUCUGCUGCCUGUCAUACCUGUGGCAGAUCAGCUGCAUGCGCCGUCUGCCCAAGAGAGCCUCCUUGGCCUUGACCAUGGAGACCAAUUCAGCCACCUGUAGUGCCGAGAAGUUCAAGGUGCUCUUCUCAAUCAUAGACUGUUUCCAAUACAGUCAGAUGGUUGGUGAUGAGGUCAAGUGCAGCUGCUAUGAACGCUUGCUGUAUAGGAGGUUGGCUCAACAGCCAUACUGCGACAGGGAAUUUGAGCUGAUCUUCUGCUUCACUCGCAGUGUUGCCAUCGUCAAACUGUGCGCAGGGAACCUGGAGCAAUCUGUCCAGUAUACUGUGCAAGCUCAGCAGGUCAUCAAGGUGCUGAACAGACCUGAUUUGGACAUGUGGACUAUUGCAGUGUUGUACAUGCCUCUGCUCCUCACAUACAGGUACAAAGAGUGUGUGGAGCUGAUCCAGAAUCUGGAGCGACCAGGAACCAUCAGCGUAGCUAAGGGCUGGUUCUAUGCUGCCUGCUUUGAUUUUUUGCUCUAUGCUGGGUUUGCUGUCAUGCCAUUUGAAGAGUGUUUGGCCUUCGUGAAGGAGUGUCAGUCAGAUCCUACCCUGGUGGCUGACAGGAGUCUGAUGAUAAAUCUGUACUCUGCACUUGCUCUGUGGUAUGCACGGCUGGCUGACUGGGAGAAGGUUGCGCACUUCUAUAGGAAAGCGUAUGGCAUCUAUUUUGGGAUGCCAGCUUCCAUUCAUUCCAUCAGUGGAGUGGUCAAGUUCCUGGAGUGCAGUGUCCUGCUUUUGAAGAAAGCCUUGAGUGAACAAAACAAACACACAAAGGCCAUCUACAACAAAACAGUGAAGUAUCUUUCAGAUUUCAGUCAGCGCUAUGCCACCAUUCACAUCUUCCUGCCACGUGUGCUGCAUUUGAAGGCCUUCAUAUUCCUGCUGGUUGGCAAUGAGAUGCUUGCAGAGGACAUCCUCAAGCAAGCUCUGCUGCUGGGUGAGAAACAGGGAAAUCUACUGGACCAAAGCUGGAUCAAGCAGAGCCAGGACACUUGGUCUGGAGCGUGCACACAGAGGUCAGUGGACUGGCUUACAGCCACUCUAAGCAUGCCUAGCUGGGAAGAAGCAGUGAAACUUCAUCCGAAAGACCUUCUUCAGUAUCGCUUCACCCUCACAGACCUCAGCUUAGAAGUGUGCCAUGACACCCUUCGCACUCCUGCUGUUUGAGAAAGAAGACAUGCACAUCCUCAUCCCCCCUGCUUCACCUCAAAG